Messenger RNA from Temnothorax curvispinosus, 700 nucleotides. Its product is annotated as brain-specific angiogenesis inhibitor 1-associated protein 2-like. Gene Ontology annotation, biological process: positive regulation of actin filament polymerization; actin crosslink formation; actin filament bundle assembly. Gene Ontology annotation, cellular component: nucleoplasm; cytosol. Gene Ontology annotation, molecular function: protein binding. The record is from RefSeq and is a predicted model, not a curated record. The annotation marks the transcript as partial. The transcript has 3 exons. NCBI's taxonomy places the organism in Eukaryota, Metazoa, Arthropoda, Insecta, Hymenoptera, Formicidae.
CAAACGUCGUUCUGGCCGGAGGACGAGGAAAACGGCGGCUCCGAGCUGACGACGAUGAGCUCGCAAUUGCGGAAGACACGGAGUAUGGACAGCUCCUGUCUGGAGCUGCGACUGGGUCCGCUACCCGGAAACCCGCCGUCGUCCGGCGGCCACCUCGGUCCGGCGCUCCAUCUCCCCGCCGCUCUUUCCCGAGCGAGGUCGGAGGCCAACCUGCACGCCUCGACAUUAUCCCUCGGCCCUGAGGUUCCAGAGACCCCACCCCGACCUCGAUCCAUGGCGCCCCCGAUGUCCCGUAACAGCGCGAGUGGCACCGGAGUCGGCGCCGGGGGUUGGGGAGACGCCCCCCUCGCCAGAGCUCUCUUUGCCUAUCUUAGCUCGGGGGAGAAUCAGUUGAGCUUUCUAGAGGGUGAUCUCAUCGCGCUGAUGGGAGACCGUCAGAAGGGAUGGCAAUUUGGUGAAAAUCUGCGCACUCAAAGCACGGGGUGGUUUCCCUUGGCGUACACCGAAAUUAUAAUCGACGACACUGUGGGGUAAGUAAACCUUCCCGAUCUCGAGUAGGGUAAUGCCGAAAUUUCGCACUUAUGGUCGCUCGUUAUUAACCCUUCCAACUCCAAACAUUUCGCGUUGAAAUCCCGCGUGCAUUUGAGAUAGUAAAUUGGUAAACAUUCUCACGUGGACCUUAAACCGCGCACCUAUUAUU